AUGGGUCGUGUAGCAUAUUCACAAAUUGUAACGGGUCGUGUUUGGGCGGACCUGAUCUACCGUUUCAAACGGUAUAACCCCUCGGCGAAGCUCAACCUCAAUUUUGCCGAUGAUCCCCCUCCUCUGCCGGAAGGCGUUAUGGAGGAGAUGAUCGAGGAUUAUGAAGGUGAGGUUGCCAUUGCUGCUGCCGAGGGUGUCGAGACAAUAGACGCCUAUGCUCCUACCGAUGGUGCUGCUGUUGCCGAUGAUGGGGCUGCUUCCUAG
Molecule: messenger RNA, 264 nt
Organism: Prunus armeniaca (apricot)
Lineage: Eukaryota; Viridiplantae; Streptophyta; Magnoliopsida; Rosales; Rosaceae
Source: the annotation of a GenBank genome assembly